CUCAGGCGUCGGCAGGGUCGGCGGCGUCGGCAGCCGUGUCGGCCGUGGCGGGUGGGAAAUGGCGGAGUACUUGGCCUCCAUCUUCGGCACCGAGAAAGACAAAGUCAACUGUUCAUUUUAUUUCAAAAUUGGAGCGUGUCGUCAUGGAGACCGGUGCUCUCGGUUGCACAAUAAACCGACCUUUAGCCAGACCAUCUUGAUUCAAAACAUCUAUCGUAAUCCCCAAAACAGUGCACAGACGGCUGACGGCUCACACUGUGCCGUCAGCGAUGUUGAGAUGCAGGAACACUAUGAUGAAUUUUUUGAGGAGGUUUUUACAGAAAUGGAGGAGAAAUAUGGAGAAGUUGAGGAGAUGAACGUCUGUGAUAACCUGGGAGACCACCUGGUGGGAAAUGUGUAUGUCAAGUUGAAUAACCGUUGGUUUAAUGGACAGCCGAUCCAUGCUGAGCUGUCACCCGUGACGGACUUCAGAGAAGCCUGUUGUCGUCAGUACGAAAUGGGAGAGUGCACGCGAGGUGGCUUCUGUAACUUCAUGCAUUUAAAGCCCAUUUCCAGAGAACUGCGGCGUGAGCUGUAUGGUCGCCGUCGCAAGAAGCAUAGGUCGAGGUCCAGGUCCCGGGAGCGUCGUUCUCGGUCUAGAGACCGUGGUCGUGGUGGUGGCGGAGGCGGUGGGGGUGGUGGGGGCCGGGAACGAGACCGGAGGCGAUCACGAGACCGUGAAAGAUCUGGGCGAUUCUGAGCCGAGCCAUUUUUACCAUGUCUGCUAGGAAGUGUUGUAGUUGAUUGACCAAACCAGUUCAUAAUGGGAAUUUUUUUUAAAAAACAACAAAAAAAACCCCACAAAGAUGAGUUUGUGAAUAAAAUUUGUAGUGAUACAGUA
Messenger RNA from Otolemur garnettii (small-eared galago), 880 nucleotides. It is a transcript of the gene U2AF1, whose product is annotated as U2 small nuclear RNA auxiliary factor 1. Gene Ontology annotation, biological process: mRNA splicing, via spliceosome. Gene Ontology annotation, molecular function: pre-mRNA 3'-splice site binding; metal ion binding. The coding region runs from base 59 to 739 and encodes 226 amino acids. The record is from RefSeq and is a predicted model, not a curated record. Gene Ontology annotation, cellular component: spliceosomal complex; U2AF complex. The transcript is spliced from 8 exons. NCBI's taxonomy places the organism in Eukaryota, Metazoa, Chordata, Mammalia, Primates, Galagidae.